Molecule: messenger RNA, 1735 nt
Organism: Trichobilharzia szidati
Lineage: Eukaryota; Metazoa; Platyhelminthes; Trematoda; Strigeidida; Schistosomatidae
Source: the annotation of a GenBank genome assembly
UAGUAAUUUCCCACGCUAUAAUUCCUAACAUGAAAGAAUCUUCUGAUCACGGUGCACUAUGCAAAAUAAGUGAAUCAUUGAGCUUCGAAAACAGUUACACCUCAUGCUACAUAUUGGAGGAAGCCACAAGGCGCUUUGUAUCACGACUGAAAAUGAAACAUAUACCACUCGAUUACCGAUUUACAGACGGAUGUUCAAUAUCUCGUAUUGCGUUUAACAUAUCGGGAGGAUGUAAUGAAGAAAAGAGCGAAUUGUGGCCAUCAGCCUCAAUGGACGAGUCAUAUUCAGUGGAGAUUGACAACGGUACGAUAAGUAUUUAUUCAAAAGAGAUUUGGGGAACGUUACAUGCACUUGAAACAAUACUUCAAUUGGUGUGGAGAAGUAAACUCGGUCAGAACGUGAUAUUUCAACGCAAAAUGGAAGACUGGCCAAGAUUGGCACAUAGAGGAGUGUUGAUUGACACUUCCAAGCAUUAUCUGAGCACUGAAGCUAUCAAAAAUAUUACAGUUGCAUUAUCAAUAGUGAAGAUGAAUGUAUUGCACUGGCAUAUGACAGAUGAUGAAUCCUUUCCGUAUUCUUCCACCGUUUAUCCUGAAUUAUCUUCAAAGGGAGCAUAUCAUCCACAUGAAUAUGUAUAUGAAAGGGGUGAGAUUGACUCGUUGAUAGAAUUCGCUCGACUACAUGGAGUUCGCGUGAUAGUGGAAUUUGAUACACCAGGACACACUCUGUCAUGGGGUAAAGGACACCCAGAAAUACUCUCAGGCGAAGCACGUAAAGGACCAAUCAACCCGACCUGUGACAAUGUUCGUACAUUUCUGUCAAACUUGUUCCAAGAGAUUUUGAGUGUUUUUCCCGAUGGCUAUCUGCAUUUGGGUGGCAGUGUAUUUGACAAACAUUGGUGGCGAGAAGAUGAAGCGAUUCAGAAAUUUAUGAAGGAGAAUGGAUUCGAUGAAGACUACAACAAACUAGAAAGUUAUUAUUUUGAACAACUCAUGGAGAUCAUCCAGAAUAUUACUUCAGACGCACAUAGGACUGUGACACCGGUUGUGUGGCAGAGUGUAUUUGAAGACGGAUAUCGAGGCAACUCUAACACCAUUGUACAAGUGCUAAAUAAUUCAGAUUGGAAAAGUGCCGUCAAGUCCAUCACAUCAGCUGGCUACAGAGUCAUAAACUCAGCCUGUUGGUCUGAGGACUACGGAGAUUUCACUGACCACGGAGAAAAGUUUUACUAUUGCGAGCCUGCAGAUUUUGGUGGUACUGAUGAAGAAGCUAAAUUAGUCAUCGGUGGAGAAUUCGUCAUCUGGGGAACAUACGUGGAUGAUACCAAUCUACUCUUACAAUCGUGGCCGGUUAUCGCUGUGGCCGCUGAACGUCUUUGGUCUGACUUUGCCUAUGACUUUGGUAUCUUCUUAACAGAGUUCAACAUGCUUUACUGUCGAAUGAAAAUAUUAGAUUGGAAGUUGAAGCCUUUCACUCGACCAGGAUUCUGUGAACCAUGAUGAAAUGUCUCAAUAAUGCAAGAGGUCUCAACUUGUUCACAAGUGACUGUAGCAUCAAAAAUUAAUGAUGCCACUAAAAAUAACACAAACAUACUGAGAUACUUGUUACUACUUUUUUAUGAUUGUUAUUAUUAAUAUUUUUGUUAUCACAGUUGCAUACGUUGUACAACACCACAAUCGAUUUUCAUAUGAACGAAUGAAGUGUUAUAUCGAAAUUGAAGUGAAAUUCAUCUGAG